This is a messenger RNA of Rhodofomes roseus, 1731 nucleotides long. RefSeq names its product SET domain-containing protein. The transcript is spliced from 6 exons. The record is from RefSeq and is a predicted model, not a curated record. Gene Ontology annotation, cellular component: nucleus. Gene Ontology annotation, molecular function: protein-lysine N-methyltransferase activity; protein binding. Bases 208 to 1503 code for a protein of 431 amino acids. Gene Ontology annotation, biological process: peptidyl-lysine monomethylation. Lineage: Eukaryota; Fungi; Basidiomycota; Agaricomycetes; Polyporales; Fomitopsidaceae.
ACGUAAACCGUCAUGAUUGUGUGCGAAUACAGAUCAUGAACACUUGACUUGACUGCUACCAGAACUCUUGUGUUCUAUACAGAUACCGUAACGGCUUUACGUUCUCCCUUGUAUCACUCGUAUGUGUACCAAAAAAUCGCUUCGACUGCACAGCAAUUGAUUCUGCGGCCACUGGCAUACUGGACGCUGACAAAAGCGACGUUUUCAAUGACGGAACAAACAACGCCCGACGACAUAUCCACCUUCAUCGAAUGGCUGUCAAACAACGGUGGGAAGUUCCACCGUAACGUCUCGUUUCGCGCAGAACCAUCCGGGUACUCUGUCGUAGCCAGGCAAGACAUCCCAUCCGACACAGCCGUAGUGUACUGCCCAUUCAAUCUGGCCAUAACACCGGACAUAUCGCGGCGAGCUAUAACGUCCAUUCUGACAUCAACGGAUCACUCCUCGCUCGACAAUUGGUCUGAGAGGCAGCUCAUCUGUUCCUACAUUUGUCUCCACUGGAUCCUGAGCGAACCAAGUCAUCGGGACAUCUUGGUACACUGGCCAUACCUAAAGACAUUGCCUAGUGCCGACAAACUGCGCACGCCAUUGCACUUCACGCAUAAUGAGCUCGAGGCGUUCCGGGGGAGCAACCUCUACGGUGCGACGCUCGACAGACAACGCGAGUGGCAGCAGGAAUGGCGUGAAUGUCAAGAUUUUCUAUCCGCAGCCAACCCGGCAUGGGCCAGCGACUUCACUUGGGAGCGAUACCUCACCGCUGCGACGUAUCUCUCGUCACGCGCAUUCCCCUCAACUCUACUUUCGUCCGAACCGUCGCUGAUCUCCACGGCCUCCUCCCACCCGGUGCUCCUGCCCGGCGUCGACGCACUCAACCACGCCCGGGCACACCCCGUCUCAUGGGUCGUCAACGCACCCGAUAGAGGGGAUACCCAGACGAUCUCGCUCGUCCUGCGCACAAACACCCCGCGCGGGGCCGAGCUCUUCAACAACUACGGCCCCAAACCAAACGCAGAGCUCAUCCUCGGGUACGGCUUCUCGCUCCCGCACAACCCCGACGACACCAUCGUCCUCAAGAUCGGCAGCAACCCCACCACCUCCCCAACCACUCCCAUCACUCCCACCACUCCCGCCACCGCACAACCACCCGGUGGCAAGUUCGAGGUCGGGCGGGACGCCCGCGGCGCGGACCCCGUAUGGGCCGCAGUGCUCGCGGUGCUGCGCGAGGACCCCGAGGAGACGACGGUGGAGGACGAGCUCGACGCGGCGGAGAUGCUCGCGGAGAUGGCGGAGAACCUGCGGAACCGCCUCCCCCAGCCGCGCGUGGCCGGGCAAGAUUUCCGCCCGGAGGUCGCGACGAUGCUCGAGCAUUACCUGGAGGGGCAACGAGACAUACUGAGCUCGCUGAUUGCGUUCGCGCGCGAGAAGGAACGGCAGGCUGUGCAGCAAGCACGCGAACAGGGACUGCAGAUCGUCGAUGAGGAAGCUGAAGAGGAAGAGGAGUAAUUUGAUAUUGGGAUAUGCUACAACGCGUCGGAACACCCUUAUACCCGUAAUCAUACAACGUGCGGCAGAAGACCUAGGUUGUACACUUUGUUCGCGGUGUCGAAGAAUGCACUUUUGACGAUGCUCGUUGCCUGGCCGAGCGUCAACUCUCCACGACGCAUGGAAGACUCCAACACCUGUCGGACAUCGCUGAGUAUCAGUGUUGAACUAGAUCAUGUGAAGGAGCAC